UGAAAUUUUAAUCAACCAAUCAUUCGCAGAGUUGUGUUGAAAAACAUAGAUAUAACCUGCUAUAAAUUGAUUUAAAUCAUAACACAAACAAAGACAAUACACUGGAUAAUACAAAAAGCAAGGAUAGGGAAAAUAAUUUAGCAGAAUAAAAUUGUGUUCAAGUGUAAUUGACUGAAUUCAACCUCGAACGGAACAUGGAAAUACUUGGAAGUACCAAAAUUCAGCAUUUGAUUUCAAUUGUUAUAUUUAACCUCAUCACGGCAAAUUUAUUUGCUUUGGCUGAAAUUGAUAAUCAAACGAUUCCAAACUCGAUCAGUCCUUUGAUCAAUCCUAAAGGUGUUGAUUUGAUUGCUCAAAAUUUGUCAAUGCAAUGUGAUUGUUCCUCAAAAGAUGUGAUUUCCGAUGAAUGUAGAACGAUUUGUGGUUCAUCACCUCAAGCCAAUUCAGGAAAAAAAAUUAACUAUGUUCCUAUUGUGGUUAUAUUAAGCAUGGUUGUUUUCCUUGGCGCUGUUACUUAUAUUACGUUAUAUCUGAAGAAUAGACCGAAAAGCACAGAUCCUGAUAUUGGCCUGGAUCAUAUUAAAACAUCGGAAAAUAAAGACAAAGUUGCUGUUGAAGUCGUUAAGGAAGAAACAAAUCGCGAAUCUUCUAAUGUUACAAAUGGUCAUUUAGAGGAAGUUGUUUUGAAUGAAUAGUCAUUUAUCAAACAAUUUAUCAACGAUUGGCAAAUCAAUCUCGAUCAAAUAUCACUGUCCUUUCCAAUCUAAUUAGAUGCUCAAAACAUGACUUCGCUGGAUACUAGUAUUUAAUGUAUAAACCAUAUAUGAGAGGUUCAGUUUGAACAUUGAACUAUUUUUGAAUGAGAAUCAUUUUUUGCUCAUUUUUCUACCUUUAAACGUGUAAAAACUUAUCAACUUUAAACACUUUCAUCCUUUCCAACUAGCAGCCAGUAAAAUUUCAUUUCAUCAAAAUUAUGGGUUUAA
Molecule: messenger RNA, 983 nt
Organism: Tetranychus urticae (two-spotted spider mite)
Lineage: Eukaryota; Metazoa; Arthropoda; Arachnida; Trombidiformes; Tetranychidae
Source: RefSeq, a predicted model, not a curated record